Phalacrocorax carbo (great cormorant) is the source of this 1296-nucleotide messenger RNA. NCBI's taxonomy places the organism in Eukaryota, Metazoa, Chordata, Aves, Suliformes, Phalacrocoracidae. The record is from RefSeq and is a predicted model, not a curated record.
GCGGUCCCCGUGGCCAUGACACCAGGCCCCGCCCGGGCCUCCUCCGUCGCCAUGGCAACACCAGGCCGGGCAGGCGACGCCAUCUUAAGACCGGGCACAGCGGCCUCGUCUCCUCCCCCUUUCCAGCCCCCUCGCUUCCGGUCACCUGCCAAUCAUUCGGGCGGCGCGCCAGCGACUUCCGGCGAGGUGGCCAAUCGUGGCGGCGGCUGCGGGGAGCCACGUGACGCGGAAGCGGAAGUAGGAGACGUGGAGAUGGAGCCGGACGGGGCGACACGGCACCCCCCCAAACGCCGGUUACCGGCCACGGCGCCUCGUAUGGCGGAUCCACACCCUCUCUUCGGUGAUACCAGCGCGGCGGGGGGCGGCGGGGCCCAACCGGGCCGGGGUUACGGGGCUCCCCCGGCCGCCGCCGCCGCCUCCCGGGACCCACCGGCCGCGGCCUUCCUGGGCGAGCCGGUGUCCAGCCUGGCCAUGGCCUACGGGAGCAGCUUGGCCAGCCAGGCCCGCGACAUCAUGGACCGUAACGUGAGUGGGGGGGGGACGCGACACGGGGGGGCUCCGUGGCCGGUUACCGGGACCCCUCACGGCCCUUUAACUCUCCGCCGCCUGUUGCUCGACCGGUUCAUCCCCGUGGGGCGGCUGAAGUAUUAUUUCGCCGUGGACACCGCGUACGUGGGGAGGAAACUGGGGCUUCUCAUCUUUCCCUUCGCGCAUCAGGACUGGCAGGUGCGGUACCAGCAGGACACCCCCGUCGCCCCCCGCUUCGACGUCAACGCCCCCGAUCUCUACAUCCCAACGAUGGCCUUCAUCACCUACAUCCUCGUCGCCUGCUUGGUGCUGGGCACCCAAAACAGGUUCUCCCCCGACAGCCUGGGCUUGCAGGCGAGCUCGGCGCUGGCCUGGCUCAUCGUGGAGGUUCUGGCCAUCCUCCUCAGCCUCUACCUCCUCGCCAUCAACACCAGCCUCACCACCAUCGACCUCAUCGCCUUCGUCGGCUACAAAUAUGUGGGGAUGAAUCUGGGCCUCAUCGCCGGGCUCGUUUUCGGCCGCAGAGGUUACUACGUGGUGCUGAGCUGGUGCUGCCUCAGCAUUUUCGUGUUUAUGGUAAAAAAUAGAGUGAAAAAGGGCGGGGGGGGCUGGGUGCAGAGUCCAUUGGGGCGCUGGUCCCCGAGAGGCCACCGUCGGUCCCCGAGAGGCCCCCCCGCCCCCGAGGUCAUUGUGGUGCCACGACCCACGCAGGGGCUGCUGGCCCCCCUCCCCACCGUGCCCCCCCGCGAGGGGCCAGGCCCAGGCUGA